AUGAAGGCCGCUUUCCUCCUCGCCGGCUGCGCUUCUUCUGCCCUGGUCCAGCGCGCUUUGAGCAGCCCUCUCGUCGAGAACGCCCUCCUCGUCGCCCGCGAUGACGACGACGACCGUAACUCUUGCGGCCCCAAUCUGGAAGUCUGCAACCCCUCCGGCGCGUCGACCGACAAGCUGCCCGCUCUCGGACCCGACCUGUCUGGCCUCUACCUCUCCCUCCUCGACGCGGUCAAAGGCAUCAACUUCAAACGUGACAGCAACAACCACAUGAACCGGCCCCGCGACGAUACCCCCUCGUUCUGCUGCGCGACCGGCACCUCCUGCCUCCUCCUCUCGGCCUACGACAUCCCCUUCUGCUACGACAAGUUCACGACCAACUUCAUCUUCCCGGACGGCAGCUCUGGCACCAUCCACACGGGCGCCUUCUCCUCGGCCUCCGGCGGCACCGCCGACCUCCUCAACGGCACCUACACGACCGACGACACCCAGGACGGCGACCUCUACGCCGGCUCCAAUUCCGCCGACAAGCCCAACACAGCAACCAUCAGCAUCCCGCCGCAGUACACGGCGACGGGCGUCGGCUCCGCCAUCCCGCUGACGGCCCUCGGCGUCAUCACCACCGUCGUCGUCACGGCCGUCACGACCGAGGUCUCGACCGUCUCGGAGAGCGUCGUCGUCGUCCCCGCCUCCACGCGGCCCGAGAGCACCGUUUUGGGUACCACGGUCGCUGGCGAGACGACCAGAGCUGACAGCGUCGUGCCCGCCACGACUAUCUCUGCCAGGACGACGACCGUCGCUGCGCACGAGACGCGAGUGACUGUCUCGUCGUCAACGACGUCUGUGGCUUCGGCCGCUGCGGCGUCGGCGUCGCAGACGGGUGGUGCCGUUGCGGUGGGUGGAGGGAGUGCGGGGGUGGUGGGUGCGCUGGGCGGUGCUGCGGUGCUGGCGGUUUUGGGGGUGGUUUGA
Messenger RNA from Lasiodiplodia theobromae, 966 nucleotides. RefSeq lists its product as uncharacterized. The transcript has a single exon. NCBI's taxonomy places the organism in Eukaryota, Fungi, Ascomycota, Dothideomycetes, Botryosphaeriales, Botryosphaeriaceae. Bases 1 to 966 code for a protein of 321 amino acids. The record is from RefSeq and is a predicted model, not a curated record.